This is a messenger RNA of Ectocarpus sp. CCAP 1310/34, 1635 nucleotides long. The record is from the annotation of a GenBank genome assembly. NCBI's taxonomy places the organism in Eukaryota, Phaeophyceae, Ectocarpales, Ectocarpaceae.
UGUGCACCACAUUGCCUGAUGCACUCCAGCCACACCUAAACUGCUGCUAACAGGAAGGCAUUAUGUCGUUGCUGCUACGAAGAGCGCGGCCCUUGUUAUGGGUGAAGUCAGCAGAGCGGCGAACCGCGCUUUUGCCAACAAGCGCCCGAGGUCGUCGUCAGCUCGGUACCGUGAAGGUGAUCCUCACCGACGACGUCAGCGGCACGGGCUACAGGAGCGAGUACGUGGAAAUCCGCGGGGGCUUCAUGCGAAACUUCUUGUUCCCCUCCAAGAGAGCAAUAUACGCCACCGAUGACAACAGGCUGGCGUACGAGGCCAUCGAUCGGACAGCGGAUAAGGAGAGAGCCGCGGCCUUGAAGGCGUUGAAGCGAGGCCGGCAGGAGCUCUCGGGCAUUACGAUAGUCUUGCAGCGAAACAUGCCGGCAGGGGGGAAAGGAGGGAUGCUGCCUGGUCAGGCCGUAAGGGCCAAGGAUGUCAGCGGCUACCUGCGAAAGAACUCGCCGUUCGAGGUGACGGAGGAAGAGGUACGGCUCCCAGGGAGCGGGAAGCCGAUCACGGCCCUCGGACAGCACACGGUGCUGGUGCGCACGAAGCUGUCCGAGUCUGAAACGGCCAUCCUCGCGCGGGAGCUCGGCGCCAAGGAACUCGAGGAGAAGGCGUGGGUGCAGGUGGACUUAACCGUGGAGCAGAUGAGCGUCGGAGGCAAGGGGAAACGCCGAGGUCUUGGGAAGGAGGAAGAUGCCGGGGAAGAGGAGGAGGCCGGCGAGGAGGGGGAGGAGGGCGAGGAGGGGGAGAAGAAGACUGGUGACAUGUCGGUUUAGUCUCAUGCUUAGCUUGCUUGCGUAGAUGGGCUGAUCCGUUUUCGCACUGCUGUUCCUUUCUCUUCGACCACAGCUCGUGUUGGAUUUCGACAAUUCGUCUUUUUUGUCUGCACUCGCUGCCUCGGUGUGAAGGUGUGUAUUUGGAUCAUUGCCGUCUCUCGGAAGGUAGUGGUGGGUCCCCAACGUGCGGAAGAGUCUGGCUUCCCCAAGUCCUCGUGAGAAAUGCGGGAGACGGAGGUUAAUUGUUCGUCUGCGUUCGUUCUGUUGGCGGGAACAUGCAUGGACUGUGUAGCAGUUUCCUCAGGAUGAUGAUACCGAUUUUGGUUGGUGUAUCGUUGUAUGCUCCUUGGCAACGGUGUUGGGCAUGGGGUCACUCGCGGACAAAUGAAUGAAAAAACGACCAAGAUGCUACGCAGCUGCCGGUUGGCCAUGUGCAGCCGCAGUUGGCAAUAUGAGCUGUUCGGAGGUCUGUUUUUUUUUUAGACAUGUUGUAGAGGCCCGCGUCGCUAGUUUGAAGCACUUUUUUGGCUCGACGUCCAUGGGGACAAUGUUGUCUCAGCAUGAGAUACCUCUCACCUACGUAGAAUCCCAGCCGCCGUGAUGCGUGCACUUGCCGCUUUUGCGCUUCGGGGAACCUUUCGGGAGGUUUUCGCUAACAAGUCAGUAUGCACCCCAGGGAGAAGACGUGCCCCCCACGUCUCAUACCACGCUCCCCCAAGCAUUCCUUCUUCGUACACUAGGCAAUCGUGUCCAGGCAUUCUUUUCGUUACAUCUCUCGUUUCCCCUACACGAAGCAAAAAAUCACAACGAACCC